UUGAAGAAAAUAACAUUGUAAAGAAACAACACUCACAAUGCCAGCAACUACUUGUUCUGCUUAUUCCAAUUUUUGUAAUCUUAAAGACAUCUUGGGACUGACUCCAUUCAAUCUCUUCAUUGAUGGCCUUAUAUGGAUCCUGGUGGCUUUACCACUUCCGUUGAUGUAUAUGUACAUUGAACCAACUAAGAAGGGUUUCUUUUGCAAUGACCAAUCCUUGCGUUAUCCAUACAAACCAGAUACAGUUUCCACGAACUUCCUGUACUUGGCCGCAUGUCUCACUCCUUUGGUGCUGGUUUGUGGUACUGAAUGGCUAAAUUGGCAAGUACUGAGGAAAUAUAUUGGCAAAGGAACUCAACUGUCCACAACUGUAAGGGUAUACACAAUAUUUCUGUUUGGCAUCACCUUAAACCAGUUUUUUGUUGAUGUUCCCAAAUAUUUUAUGGGAAGUAUGAGACCCAACUUCUUUGCUGUUUGUCGACCCAACGUAAAUUGUACAAAAGACGAAUUCGUCUAUAAUUACACAUGCACCAAUACAGAAUUUAAUGCUUUGAAACAAAGGGAAGCUUUGUUGUCGUUUCCAUCAGGUCAUGCAGCCAUUUCUGUAUACACAGCACUCUACACUGUUUUGUAUCUGGAACUUCGAUUUGAAGUGAAAGUGAGUCGUUUCUUCAAAGCAUCCCUCCAGAUGGCUCUGUUAGUUGUAUCAGCCUGGAGUGUCAUUACUCGAGUCUCUGACAAUAAACACCACUUAAUCGAUGUCAUUGCUGGUUCUGCUGUUGGUAUAAUGGUUGCAACUGGUGUUUUCACCAAAAUUACUUGUCCCAGCUUAAGUCAACAAAAAGUGAAGAGGGGGACAGAGAAGAAAGAAAAGAGGGAAAAGAAUGAGAAGAACGAAAAGGACCAAUAUGAAUUUGUUGUUGUUGAUGAUGAUGAUACUGCUACACCAGUAACUGAUAAUGACCCUUACAUCUACUACCAGAUUGAAUAGUGUUUAGUGAGAGACCAUUUUUUGCAGGGUUUUUAAGAUGUAUGAGAGAAAAGGAGAAAACUAGAAGGUCUUGACACACUCUGACUAGGGACCUGGCCUGGUCUGAAUGUUUCCAGCAGAGUGAACCCCAUUAAAGACAUCUUAAGGGCCAGAUGGCAGUGCCAAACCAUGAUUCUGAAGUCUUUUAUGAUGAGUUAAAAUGACAGCCAUCAAUACUUCAUGUUUACAAACAAUGUGAAACAAGUCAAAUCUGUUCAAAUUAUUUAUACCAUUCCAAUGUAUUAAAGACACCUGGAGUUUCAAUUCCAGUGUAUUUUGUAACUUUUUUUUAUUGUUUAAUUAUGUAUUGAAAGUUUUCAAUAAAGGAUAUUCGUUAUUAAUAAAAAUUUGUAAAAAUAUAA
Octopus bimaculoides (California two-spot octopus) is the source of this 1392-nucleotide messenger RNA. RefSeq names its product phospholipid phosphatase 1. Gene Ontology annotation, cellular component: plasma membrane. Gene Ontology annotation, biological process: signal transduction; phospholipid metabolic process; phospholipid dephosphorylation. Gene Ontology annotation, molecular function: phosphatidate phosphatase activity. NCBI's taxonomy places the organism in Eukaryota, Metazoa, Mollusca, Cephalopoda, Octopoda, Octopodidae. The record is from RefSeq and is a predicted model, not a curated record.